GCGCUCGCACACGGAGAAAAUCCUUUUGCCUGUUGAUUUAUGGAAACAAUUAUGAUUCUGCUGGAGGAUUUCUCAGCUGAGAAGUAGUUUGUAGCUACAGAGAGGCUCAAGUUGCACGAGGCAGACAGCAGACACGGAACUCUUGUGUACCCAGCUGUUCUAAACAGAACAAAAAUCAAGUAGCAAACAGCACUGCAGCAACUGGCCUUGGUUGCAACCUGUUUUUAUACGGAUCUAUCAACUGUGUUACUGAGGAGGAACCCUGCUAUUGGUAUCAGAAGCUGAAAGAUUAACAGGCUAACAGGUUGGAAAGAUCAGCUGCUUUUUUCUCAAAUCAAUCUACAGUUCCCGGAUAGGAGUAGCAAUCAACUCAAGAUUCGGUUCUCAUUAUGUUAUUCAUGAACACCCGGAGCACUACACUAUAAUGCGCAAAUGGAUACUGACAUGGAUCCUGCCAACUCUGCUCUACAGGUCAUGCUUCCAUCUCGUCUGUCUAGUGGGCACUAUAUCUUUAGCUUGCAAUGACAUGAGUCCAGAGCAAACGGCUCCGAAUGUGAACUGUUCUAGCCCUGAGCGACACACACGAAGCUAUGAUUACAUGGAAGGAGGGGAUAUAAGGGUGAGAAGACUGUUCUGUCGCACACAGUGGUAUCUGAGGAUUGACAAACGAGGCAAAGUGAAAGGGACCCAGGAGAUGAAGAACAGUUACAACAUCAUGGAAAUCAGGACCGUGGCAGUUGGAAUUGUGGCAAUUAAAGGGGUGGAAAGUGAAUACUAUCUUGCAAUGAACAAAGAAGGAAAACUCUAUGCAAAGAAAGAAUGCAAUGAAGACUGCAACUUCAAAGAGCUCAUUCUGGAAAACCAUUAUAACACGUAUGCAUCAGCUAAGUGGACACACAGCGGAGGGGAAAUGUUCGUGGCCCUAAAUCAAAAGGGGCUUCCUGUCAAAGGGAAGAAAACAAAGAAAGAACAAAAAACAGCCCAUUUUCUUCCGAUGGCAAUAACCUAAUCGUACACGGUGUUCGAGAAACCAGUUUCACUCAGCAGGGAGAUUUCUUUCCAGUGGACUUUUUUCUUCUUUCUGUUUUCUUACUCUCUCUCUCUCUCUCUCUCUCUCUCUCUCUCUCUUUUAAAGUAACCAAGAAAGGCUGGAAAACUACUGAAAAACUGAUCAAGCUGGACUUGCGCAUUUUUGUUUAUUUUAAAAGACUGCAUUAAAGAAAGAUUUGAAGAAUAUACACAAAAAUCAGAUUUAGUAACUAAAAGUUGUAAAAAGUUGUAAAAGUGGUUGUACAAUCAUAAUGUUAGUGACGUGGUGUUUUUCUUAAAUUAAUUUACCCGUAAGAGUAUGUUAGAUUUGACUAUCUGAUAAUGAAUAUUUAAUAUCACUAUCUGCUUAUAGAAUGGCUGCUAUAAUAAUAAUAAUAAUAAUGAUAAUGCAGAUGAUGUUAGAUAAGGUAUGUCAGACCUAAAGGCUGCUGGGAUGUCCUGUCAGGUGAUCAAGCCCACACAAAUUGUCGACGAUGAGCAGUGUUUGAAAGCUUUCCAGUAAGAAGUAUAAUCCACUUCAGCUCUAUUCAGAAAAAAAAAUGAAUGUUCUCAACUUUUUUUUUUAUCAUAGAAUGAAAUCUAUAGGUGGUUUUACAAAAUUACAGGCUUGGAACAUACCUGUGCUGAUUAACAUGAAAAAAAAUUGUAACCCCACUCAAAUUGAACAGGUAUUGCUAACAGAAUGUUUCAAAAAUCUGUACAUAAAAUAGCAGUGAUGAUAAUAUGUACUUCAUCUCACCACAAAAUAACAUUUUAUAAUCCCUAAAAAUAAAAUUCAGAAAUCUUUACUUUUUUUUUUUUUCAAAUAACAUAAUCUAUCUUUUGUAUAAGUCACAUUUUGGGAACACAACUUUUAGUAAUGUUCUUCCCACAAAUAUCAUGCUUCCC
Psammomys obesus (fat sand rat) is the source of this 1938-nucleotide messenger RNA. It is a transcript of the gene Fgf7, whose product is annotated as fibroblast growth factor 7. Gene Ontology annotation, biological process: positive regulation of epithelial cell proliferation; regulation of cell migration; cell differentiation. Lineage: Eukaryota; Metazoa; Chordata; Mammalia; Rodentia; Muridae. Gene Ontology annotation, molecular function: growth factor activity; type 2 fibroblast growth factor receptor binding. Gene Ontology annotation, cellular component: cytoplasm. The transcript has 4 exons. The record is from RefSeq and is a predicted model, not a curated record. Bases 425 to 1009 code for a protein of 194 amino acids.